Molecule: messenger RNA, 1086 nt
Organism: Ilex paraguariensis (yerba mate)
Lineage: Eukaryota; Viridiplantae; Streptophyta; Magnoliopsida; Aquifoliales; Aquifoliaceae
Source: the annotation of a GenBank genome assembly
AUGAAGGUUGCUGAGUUCAAUGUACAAGCAGCACAACAAGGGAUGGUUUACAUUGAUGAAGUUGAUAAGAUAACCAAAAAGGCAGAGAGCUUAAACAUUAGCAGGGAUGUUUCUGGAGAGGGUGUUCAGCAGGCACUGCUGAAAAUGCUGGAAGGAACUAUAGUAAAUGUUCCUGAAAAGGGGGCAAGAAAGCAUCCUCGAGGUGAUAACAUUCAGUUGAUCAGCUCUUUUUGUUUGAUGGAUGCCGACAUUGUUGUCCUCCAAGUAAAAUUUGGCACGACAUGUGUUUCCCAAGCCAUGAUGCUUGAAGUGACUCUCAUUUGUUGGCUUAUAGAAAUGAAAUGUGUUUGUUACUUAAGGCUUUCAUUUUCUGACCUCCCAAAGUUGAUAGACACAAAGGACAUCCUUUUUAUUUGUGGCGGGGCAUUUAUUGAUUUGGAAAAAACCAUUUCUGAGAGACGGCAGGAUUCUUCAAUUGGUUUUGGAGCACCAGUUCGUGCUAACAUGAGAACAGGUGGAAUCACCAAUGCUGUAGUGACAUCAUCCUUACUAGAAUCUGUUGAAAGUAGUGAUCUUAUUGCGUAUGGCCUCAUACCAGAGUUCAUCGGACGGUUUCCUAUAUUAGUGAGUUUGUCAGCUCUAACUGAGGACCAACUCGUUCAGGUCCUAACAGAACCAAAAAAUGCUCUUGGUAAGCAGUACAAGAAAUUGUUUAGCAUGAACAAUGUGAAGCUACAUUUUUCAGAGAAAGCAUUGAGACUGAUUGCAAAGAAAGCAAUGGCUAAGAAUACCGGUGCCAGGGGGUUAAGAGCCAUACUGGAAAGCAUUCUAACUGAUGCUAUGUACGAGAUUCCAGAUGUCAAGACAGGAAUUGAUAGGGUAGAUGCUGUUGUGGUUGAUGAGGAGUCAGUGGGCUCAGUAAAUGCUCCUGGGUGUGGUGGAAAAAUUCUCCGUGGAGAGGGUGGAUUGGAGCGUUACCUUGCUGAGAUCAAGUUGAAAGACCAUGUGGGAAACGCUGGGGCAGUUGGAGGGGAACAGCAGGCGGGUGAAUCGGAGGUCUCAUCAUCUAGAGCAAUGAGCAUGUAA